CUGGGCUACAUAGUGAGUUCCAGAAAUGGAUGAAAAGAGGCUGCUGGAUCCAGGGUUGAAGGUUCAUAAAGGUCUCUGGGAUCACACUCUGAAGAAGCUGCAGAUGGAAUGCCUGAGUGACUGAAGAAAAUGGGUGCUAAUGCAUCUAACUAUCCUCAUUCAUGUUCCCCGAGGGUAGGGGGAAAUUCACAAGCCCAACAAACUUUUAUAGGGACAUCAUCCUAUUCUCAGCAAGGCUAUGGUUGUGAAUCAAAAUUGUAUAGUCUUGACCAUGGCCAUGAGAAACCACAAGACAAAAAAAAGAGAACCUCUGGCCUUGCUACCCUCAAAAAGAAAUUUAUUAAGCGUCGAAAAUCUAAUAGGUCUGCCGAUCAUGCCAAGCAGAUGCGAGAACUCCUCUCUGGAUGGGAUGUCAGAGAUGUCAAUGCGUUAGUGGAGGAAUAUGAGGGAACUUCAGCUUUAAAGGAGCUUUCUCUACAAGCCAGUUUGGCUAGACCAGAAGCCCGGACAUUGCAGAAAGAUAUGGCUGACCUUUAUGAGUAUAAGUAUUGUACUGAUGUAGACUUAAUAUUUCAAGAAACUUGUUUUCCUGUUCAUCGUGCCAUUUUGGCAGCAAGGUGUCCAUUUUUUAAAACAUUGCUUGCUUCCUCGCCUGAGUAUGGGGCAGAGAUAAUAAUGGACAUCAAUACAGCUGGUAUUGAUAUGCCCAUGUUUUCUGCUUUGUUACACUACCUUUAUACAGGAGAGUUUGGAAUGGAGGACUCAAGGUUUCAAAAUGUUGACAUCCUUGUUCAACUUAGUGAAGAAUUUGGAACACCAAACUCCCUUGAUGUAGAUAUGCGUGGACUCUUUGAUUACAUGUGUUACUAUGAUGUCGUCCUUAGUUUUUCUUCAGAUUCUGAACUGGUUGAAGCUUUUGGGGGAAAUCAGAACUGUUUAGAUGAAGAGCUGAAAGCCCACAAGGCUAUUAUUUCUGCACGGUCUCCAUUUUUUCGAAAUUUAUUACAAAGGAGGAUACGGACUGGUGAAGAAAUCACAGACCGAACUUUGAGGACUCCCACAAGAAUUAUAUUAGAUGAGUCCAUUAUACCAAAAAAAUAUGCAAAGGUGAUACUACACUGUAUGUAUACCGACGUGGUAGACCUCUCCGUUUUACACUGUAGCCCUUCUGUGGGAAGUCUCAGUGAAGUUCAGGCUCUCGUUGCAGGGAAGCCAAACAUUACCAGGGCAGAAGAAGCCAUGGAACUUUACCACAUAGCACUGUUCUUGGAAUUUAACAUGCUUGCACAAGGCUGUGAGGAUAUCAUUGCAGAGAGCAUCUCAUUAGAUACCUUAAUUGCCAUCCUCAAGUGGAGCUCUCAUCCAUAUGGCUCUAAGUGGGUGCACCGGCAAGCUUUGCAUUUCCUCUGUGAGGAAUUGUCCCAGGUCAUGACUUCGGAUGUUUUUUAUGAACUCAGCAAAGAUCAUCUGCUUACUGCUAUCCAGUCUGACUACCUACAGGCAAGUGAACAAGAUAUCCUUAAAUAUGUAAUUAAAUGGGGAGAGCAUCAGUUGAUGAAAAGAAUAGCAGACAGAGAGCCAAACUUAUUGAGUGGAACUGCACAUAGUGUGAACAAAAGAGGAGUGAAAAAACGAGACCUAGACAUCGAAGAGCUGAGAGAGAUCCUUUCUUCUCUCUUACCUUUUGUGCGAAUUGAACACAUCUUACCUAUAAACAGUGAAGUCUUAAAUGACGCAAUGAAAAGAGGUUUAAUUAGUACUCCCCCAUCAGAUAUGCUUCCUACAACAGAAGGAGGAAAGUCAAAUGCCUGGCUACGGCAAAAAAAUGCUGGUAUAUACGUUCGACCUCGGCUGUUCUCCCCCUAUGUGGAAGAAGCAAAGUCAGUGCUGGACGAGAUGAUGGUGGAGCAAACAGACCUUGUGCGCUUGCGAAUGGUUAGGAUGUCCAAUGUGCCAGACACACUUUACAUGGUCGGCAACGCUGUGCCCCAGUGUUGCCACAUGAUCAGCCACCAGCAGAUCAGCAGUAACCAGUCAAGCCCUCCUUCAGUUGUAGCCAAUGAAAUUCCAGUUCCUCGUCUCCUCAUCAUGAAGGACAUGGUCAGACGCCUGCAGGAACUACGACAAACCGAGCAGGUGCAGAGAGCCUAUGCGCUGAACUGUGGGGAAGGUGCCACUGUCAGCUAUGAGAUCCAGAUUCGAGUGCUGAGGGAGUUUGGGCUCGCAGAUGCUGCUGCAGAGCUCUUGCAGAACCCUCACAAAUUCUUUCCUGAUGAACGUUUUGGGGAUGAAAGUCCACUCCUGACCAUGAGACAGCCUGGAAGAUGUCGCAUUAACAGUACCCCUACUGCAGAAACCAUGUUUACAGACCUGGACUCUUUUGUGGCCUUCCAUCCACCCUUGCCCCCACCACCCCCUCCAUAUCACCCUCCAGCCACCCCAAUCCAUAACCAACUCAAAGCAGGCUGGAAACAAAGACCUCCCAGUCAGCACCCUUCACGUUCAUUUUCUUACCCCUGUAAUCAUUCACUGUUUCACUCCAGAACAGCACCCAAAGCUGGCCCUCCCCCAGUCUAUUUGCCAGGUGUUAAAGCAGCGCCGCCUGAUUGUGCGAGCACCACCACAGGACCGGGGAGACAGACAAUCCCCACUGCUGCAGCUGCUGCCGCCUCAGUAGCAGUGGCCUCUGAGAAACAAAUGUGUACACAGCCUGUGCUGAAUGACCUGAUGCCAGAUAUCGCCAUGGGGGUUUCCACACUGUCACUGAAGGACAGGAGGCUUCCAGAACUUGCUGUAGACACAGAGAUAAGCCAGCCAGUUUCUGAAGCAGGAACAGGGCCUCCCCAGCAUCUCUCGUGUGUUCCACAGAGACAUACACAUACUUCUCGGAAAAAACAUACACUAGAGCAAAAAACAGAUGCUAGAGAAAGUCAGCAGGAAUACCCAGAUUUCUAUGACUUCUCAAAUGCUGCUUGCAGACCUUCUACUCCUGCUCCUGGCAGACGCACGCCUUCCCCUUCACGAGGUGGAUAUUUUGGUCCCGAUUUGUAUAGCCACAAUAAGGCAUCACCAAGUGGCUUAAAGUCAGCCUGUCUACCUAGUCAGCCCUCUCCUAAAAAACAGGAAGAAGUGAGGAGAGAAUAUCCACUUUCCUCUGAUGGGCAUCCACAUAGACAGAAGAGUGAGUUCAUUCGUCUGGAUGUCGUUGAGCAACCACCCCCACGGUCAGACUUUCCUGUAGCAGCCCCAGAAAAUGCUGGUAGCGGUCCAGCCCAUGUCAGGGGACGAACCGGAGUAGAAACUGACUUGACUUUUGGGCUGACUCCUACCAGACCUUCACAUUCUGCAUGUAGCUCCGAAGCUCCAGAAGAGCGAUCCAGUAGAAGACUGGCUGACAGUGAGUCCCUGAGCUGUGGGGCUCAGAGAAGCACAGAUCUGGAAAGGGAAGAUUCCAUCAGCAGAGGAAGGAGGUCUCCGAGCAAGCCAGACUUCCUCUACAAAAAGCCUGCCCUCUGAGAGCAGCCUCCAAGUCGUCUGUGCCUGAGAUGUGAAACGUCCAUUUAUGAUGUAACCCAACAACUUACCAGUUUAUUGAUGCCAGCUCAUUUUCACAUUAUUUUAUUCUGGUUUUUGUGUGUAUAUAUAUGUUUAUUACACAUGGCAUGCUAAGAGGGUUAUUUUGAAUGCUGCAUAUGUCUGUUUUAUGUUUGAACGAUUAUGUAGGGAACCAUUUUAAAGAGCAAGCAAGCUGGCACUUUUUUUUCCCCCUCUUUAUAAAUGAUGGAAAUUUUUUGCACUUGUACAUUUAUUUUAUCUGUAUUGAUUUUAUAUCAGUAUGUCCAACUUUAUUGCCACAUUUAAAAGAGUGUAUUUUCAUACUUUUUUGCAUUUUACCUUUCAUCUACUAAUUUCCAUGUGCAUUGGAUUGCACACUAAGAUGUAUUUUCUUAUGAAAUAGUUCUGUGUUUAUUUUUUAAUUAUAGAAACUCCAAAGAACAGCACAUCAAAAUGCUCCUCUCUUUUCAGUAAUUGUUUAGGUUCAGAAAUCUUCCUGCUCAUUCUCCAUAAGUCUAAUGUUAUUCUUUAAUAAGUCUUAGGAGCUGGUCUUCAUUCCCCCAGUGGGUCCAUUCCAGGUCCUGAAGUUUUCACGUCAGUUAGAACAGGAAGCAGAAAAGCCUUUGGUGCCCAAGCUAAGGCUGUUGCUUUGUUCACAGUGUGGACACUGUCAGGACCCGUGCAGAUUCUGGUUGUACAGAUUAGAAUAUUGUGGAUUUGCUCAGCUGAUGAGGUUCUAAGGAAAUUGGAUCCCUUGGAUGAGAAAGCAGCAGAAAUCCUUCAGGUUUUCUGGCGCUAAGUGUGACUCUCAGCUGCCUUGGGUGAAAUGACUGCCUGCUGCCUUCAGUUGUAUUGCUUUCUAUGGGAAAAAAAAAAAAAAAAAGACAAAAGGGCUUCAGUCUUAUGGAUUGUUAUUUGGUAUUUGUAAGCAUAUGUUUCCUUUUAAAUAUUUUUCAAAGGAUGUCUCAAUUUUGGUGUCCUAUAAUAGUUGUAUAUAAUACAUAAUGCUUUUUCACCAAAAAACAAAAAAGAAAAAGAAAUUUGUUUUCAGUUGAACACUACAUGUCCUACUUGAACUUCAUUAGGGACGCUGGUUUGGCCUUUACUGAACCACUGAGCACAUGGGAUCUUUCUGAUCCUCUCCCUUGGAAGGGCAAUGUGUGAGCUAAGGACUGUUUUUUUCUUACUCUCCUAUGUAAAUAUGUUAGUAUUUGAGUUUUUAAAUCACUUAAAUAUUAUUUGAGCAUUCACUUUGUAUUUUUACAAACACAUAGAACCAUAGCACUUAGAAGAAAAGAGACUUCCUAAACAUUCCCUCGUAGGAAGGAUAUUUGGAAACCUCUUUUCAAGAUAUAUAUAUUUCACAGAUAUAUAUAUCACUAUGAGUCACUCACACUCUAAAACUAUGCAGGGCUAGGGAGCCUUUACAAGCUACCAUAUAAAUGAAUUACAUGCACUUUGAAGUAAAUAGAUUUCUAUUGGGUGUCAACAACUCUGAUUUCUCCCAAAACUGUAGUUUCUCUUACGGUCUUUUCCUACUUUACCCUGUGGAUAUACACUCAGGAAUAAUCUGACAUUUUUAAAAAUCCUAAUAGUAGAUAAUCUCAAAGAUGGAAAACCUGUCGGUCUAUCUGUGUACCCCGGCCGACUGCCGCCACUUGUUCUGCUGCCUGACUAGUUAGCUGCUACUGGUGCAUUCAUUGACCUUGGUGAUGUAUUCUGAGCUCCACUCAUUGGCUGUGAGGUCAGCUCAUAUAUCGCCUUUAUGGCUCCUUUUUUAGACGGAAAAACACAGGACUCUGUCCUCAUUUUUGAAUUUUAGCUCUUCUAGUAGAUAAUGGGAUGUUUUGAAGUCCAGUCUUCUUCUUCAGAAACAAAAGUUAAUUCUCUGAUAUUCCUUACUGUGUGGUUAUAUACAUGUGUGAACAUGAAUUGUUUUAGAAUUCAUGAAUCGGACUUUUCUGUGUUAAUCAGACAUGAUAAGAAUGAGUGGACCUAAUUUGGGUGUUGAAAAGGCUUUCUCAUUUCUGACCUAUUUCUUUUUUACUAUUUUCCCCUACAUAUUAGACCAGUGUUGUUGAUCCCACACAUUUUUUGGUUUUAGGGUUUUUUUUUUUUUUGGUACCCGAGAUCAAACUUGGGUCCUUGCGCUUGCAAGGCAGGCGGCAGAACCACUGAGCUAAAUCCCCAGCCUUUUUUUGCCGGGGGGGUACCAGUGAUAUCCCACACAUUUUUUGAAACUUCAUUAAAUAUUUUUUAUAUACUCAAAAUGUAAUUGUAAAAAUUAGUGGUCGUUGUUCAUAGUAUUAUUUAAUUUAUGAAAUUUGCUUUUCAUAACAGUUUACCCAGCAAAACUAUGUGUAUAGAGGGAAGUCUUGCUUUAAUCUGUGGGAUUGUGGAUUAAUGUGACUUGCAGAAGGUAAACAGAUGUGAUUUUUAUAUGUGUUAGGUGUUGGUGGACUUUUAAUGUACCUUGUGAAGUAUGGUUAAUAGGGUAGGUUGAAUAGCUAUGUGCCUCUAGCUUUUGAACCCAUCUAUUAAAUCUUUUUCAGUGCUGUACUAAGAUAAAUGUGAAGUCUGAAUAAGGUUGCUCUCAGAAAAAAAAUAUGUAUAAUAUGAAACUUAGGACACGGGAAUUGGCACUUCACUUGGUAUAGAAAUUUAAUGAGAACCAAAUCACAAAAAUACCAGAUCUCCUUUUGAGGCCAUGGACAAUCAGGCCACUUGGACAAUCACCACUUCCACUGCCUGCUGUGUGUUGAGGUUAGAGAGCCACCAGUCAAGUGCUAGUGCAGAGGAGAAGAGUUAGAUUUCUGAAAGAUGCUGUUGGUCCUUUCCUUAUAUAAUUGUUUUAGUUUUGUGAUUUUGAAAAAUAUUUUAAGUUUAAGGUCACCCAGUGCUCCCGAGGGAAACAGUAACAGCAUGAAAGGUCAGAAUCAUCCGCACACCCAUUCUCGUAUGCCCCCUUGCUUUAUUUCCCGGCACACGUUCCUGGGCCUGAGCUAGCCUGUCAUUUUAAUAACCUAGCUUCUGAGGGUUUUUGCAGAGUUUUUCAUAUUUAUCUUUUUCUAAAACUAUGAAAUUCUUUUUACUUCCUCAAUCUGGUUGGGGUUUUUGUUUUGUUUUUUUACUAAUACUUGUCAUCCUUUAUUGAGUUUUCUUUUGAUUGGUGGUUCAGGUUCUCGCAGCAGGCACAAUCUUGAACAUUUGAACAAAGCUGAUGCUGCUCAGGGGGAAGGGGGAAGGAGGAUGUAGCUUCCCCAGUAACUAACGUGCAAGAGAGAGCUUUUCUUUUCUUUUUCCCUAAAGACUGGCCGGUUAUUAGUGUCCUGGGGCUGAGAUAAGUCAGUCAGUCUGUUGUGUGGCUCCUGGACCUGAGGAUGCCAGGCUCCAGUGCUGUUCUCAGCCCUUCAGGAUCCCUUGCAUCUAAUAUUUUCCUUGCCAGGGCAGUAUCAAUAUCACAUUCAGGAAUCCUUGACACUUGUUCUUUUGUUGAUUUAUAAUCCCUAAAUAUUGGGUCCACUUUUACCCAUACUUGCUACUUUGCAGAGAUGUGGAAAAUUAAUUGGUGCAAUUAAUCAUGUCCUAGCUUUAAGGCCUUAAGGUACAAGAACAUGCUUGGGUCAUGUUUCUCUACCAAGUCAGCUUUGAUCUCUAAGAAUUUCUUUAUUUCCUGUCCAGCACGAGGUAGGAAGCUCGCAUGAGAGAGACCAUCAGUAAAUGCUUUCAUAGUCAUAUAUAAGGUUGCCAUCAACUUAACCUGAGAGAGGAAGACAUGGCUGGUGGGUUGUACAGUGUUGAUCCCCAAGUUUAAGAAGACUUUGAAGUAUAUUCACAUCCAGCCUUGGGCCCAAACAUGUAUGUGUCUGCUGCUGGUGGGGUUACACCCAGCCUGACAGCAGCAAACAAAGCAUUAAACCAUUUUCUUAUUUGCUCAAGGGGGUUCUGCUGUGGCUUUCAAAGUGAUAAGCAGGAGCAAGGGCACAAAUAACAAUAUUGCUCUGUAGGUCAUCUCUGGCUUUGAUCCCAGGAACAGGCCUCGGGGCACAGAUUCCCUGUUCAUUUGGAAGUCCUCUGUCCAGUGAUAUGAAAUGUGAUUCCCAGUAGUACGUCAUACAGUUGUGGGAAGACUGAGAAGGGUGGAGAGGACUGCUAACAGACCCCUCCUGCUGUUCUUGGAUGCUCUUGGCAGGAUGGGCCAACACCGUAGCCACUGCUAAGACUGCUUGGUCAGGAGAAGGAAGGGUAACCGGUUGGCUGACUGCACCACCUAGUUCUAACAUGAGGGGCGUGGAGUCACAGAUAGAUAGUUUCACAAUGUUGGAUUUGCCUUUUAGGGAAAAACAUGUCUAAUGAAAUACUUGUAAGAUAGCUGUUUUACAAUUAAAAGGCAUUCUUCUUAUCUUUGGACUGAAUUCAAAAGGAAAUGCUUCUUUGAAUUCAAGUGUUCAGUGACCUUCAGCUCUCAUAGUCACUAUUAAAGCUGCAGUGAUGGGUGCUAUUCCCGGUUCUGCAGUGGUUCACUUUGUCUGCUGUGUAGUUUACUUUCAGACCUCAUUACAGAUAAUCUUACUGAAAGAGUUAACUGUGUACACCGCUGGAAGGUAUUACUGUUUUCCAUUAACACUUGUAUGAAUGUUUUAUGAAAUGUUAUCUUUUUGUCCUAUCAAUUGCAAUAGCUGUCGUAGUUAUUAUCUGGGCAAGCCUUUUGAUUUUUUUUCUUUAGAAAAUCUUCAUACUGUGUAUCAAUCUUUCAUAUUCUGAAUAUUAUAAUGUGUGGCUGUUUUCACAGAAAGUUACUUGGAAUUGUGUCUUGAAAAUAGCCUCUGGUGUUUGUGAGUUUAUGUGGGUUCUGUCUGGAAGCUUCCUUGGGUACCUGCCCAUGGCCGUGUACGUAGGUUCCCUGGGCAGGCCGUGUGGAGUCGUCCUCUUGGGUGGGAUGACUAAAAGCUGAAGGUUCCUGAACUCCACUUGCUGUGUAUGUGCCACAUCUGUACCUGAGAGAUGUGGGACCUUCUACACCACUGCGUUUCUUGUGGUUGUGCUGUUAC
Fukomys damarensis (Damara mole-rat) is the source of this 8606-nucleotide messenger RNA. It is a transcript of the gene Btbd7, whose product is annotated as BTB domain containing 7. The coding region runs from base 130 to 3516 and encodes 1128 amino acids. The transcript is spliced from 11 exons. Gene Ontology annotation, molecular function: protein binding. The record is from RefSeq and is a predicted model, not a curated record. Gene Ontology annotation, biological process: regulation of branching involved in salivary gland morphogenesis; morphogenesis of a branching epithelium. NCBI's taxonomy places the organism in Eukaryota, Metazoa, Chordata, Mammalia, Rodentia, Bathyergidae.